CGGCUGGCCGACCUGGGCUACAAGGCCUUCUCCGGCUCCAUGAUGGUGCUGACCGUGUUCGCCAGCGCCCUGUGCAGCGUCCGCGUCUACCGCAUGCUCCGGCACCGCAAGGCCCGGCAGGAGGCUGGGGACAGCCUGGAGCCUGCCCAAAACUGACUCCUGCUGCGGGGGGGGGCACCUGCCUCGUUCCUCUGCUGGGGGAUGCAAAGGUCCCUGGGCUGGAAACAGGAGCUCCUGGUGCGAAGGGGCUGCCCGCCCCGCUAUGAUUUAUUAAAAACCAUGGAUUUGGGUUAACUACAACACGCUGAUCUGGUUUCUGCAAGCAGUGAAACGCGCUGGCUCUCACGCUCUGUAAGUCUUAGGGAGAUAAAAUAGGAGCCCACACACCGAGCACUUUCUGAAGCUCUUUUUAAUCAGAUAAAGAGUAAACAAUGGUAAAAAACGGUAACAACUCAAGAAAUUUCCAAAGUCGUCGUCAUGAUUUCAACGCUUGAGUCUCUUCCAUUGCCCCAAAGUACCAUUGAAUUAAAAAGAAGCAAUGCCUGUGGCGUGGCUGCCUUUCCAGCCCACCGGUUCCUCUGUGCAGGGCUCUGAAACCAGGGCAGCAACAAAUUUGCUUUUUCCUGGAAAAAAUACACGCACAGGCAGGCUUGCGACUUCUGCCCCCGUGGAAAGGUAAUGGAGCCCAACAGCACUGGUCUGUCUGUGACUCGUGUCCUUAGAAAUCUGGCCAGUUUUAUCCUGAAACCCUUGUAAAAGCAUUCAGACCCUCAAGACUUGCUGGGAAGCAUGUACAACGUAGCUUUCUCAGGGGCAAAGAAAAAAAAAAGUUAUUCCAAAACAUUGUAAAUAAGACUUUAGAGGGACAACUGAGCACCAAAAUAGGCAGCAAAUGCCAACUUGGUCCCUCUUGACAGCAGAGGUUACAAGCAAUAACCGCUUUAGCAACUUAGAUCGUGCCUUCGUCCAUCGGGUUGUAACACAAUCGAAUUCAACGCUUCGCUGUAGCACAGACCAGUCGUGAGAGGACUGGUACUCAGCUCCGACUGAAAGAGCUUCUGUGCUAGAGCCCAGGGCGUUAGAUCGUGGAGCAUCCGAGCAGUUUUAGAGCACAGUCUAAACGUAUUCUGGAGUGCAUCAAAAAAAAAAAAAA
Molecule: messenger RNA, 1153 nt
Organism: Alligator sinensis (Chinese alligator)
Lineage: Eukaryota; Metazoa; Chordata; Crocodylia; Alligatoridae
Product: cytochrome c oxidase assembly protein COX14
Exons: 1
Source: RefSeq, a predicted model, not a curated record